Rhizopus microsporus ATCC 52813 is the source of this 663-nucleotide messenger RNA. RefSeq lists its product as uncharacterized. Gene Ontology annotation, molecular function: protein kinase activator activity. Gene Ontology annotation, biological process: signal transduction; positive regulation of protein phosphorylation; cell division. Lineage: Eukaryota; Fungi; Mucoromycota; Mucoromycetes; Mucorales; Rhizopodaceae. The transcript is spliced from 4 exons. Gene Ontology annotation, cellular component: nucleus; cytoplasm. The coding region runs from base 1 to 663 and encodes 220 amino acids. The record is from RefSeq and is a predicted model, not a curated record.
AUGAACUUUCUUGGAUUUAGUUUUGGAAAGAAGAAUAAUAAAGGAAACAAGCGCAAGGUUAUUAUACAACAAUCUGAUAAACCGCUUUAUUUGAGUCAUCCUUAUGUGAAUCAUAUGCUUGUUCAAGGAAACUUCAAAACCAUUGUGGAGUUGCCUAAAUAUGUAGACAUGAAUGAGUGGUUAGCAUUUAACACAUUUGAGUUCUUUAAUCAUGUCAACUUGUUUUAUGGAUCCAUCACAACAUUUUGUACACCACAGAGUUGUCCAACGAUGUCAGCAGGAGCAGGAGUAGAAUAUACUUGGACAGAUUCAUUAUCAAAGAAAGCUAGAUUGAAUGCACCACAGUAUAUUGAUUCAAUGACGACAAGCAUUGAGAAUACAUUUAAUGACGAGUCCAUCUUUCCUACUAAAUCGGGUGUAGAAUUCCCCAAAGAUGUUGUGAAUAUCAUAAAGAGGAUGUUUGGGCAGAUGUUUAGACUGUUUGCACAUAUUUAUCAUGAACAUUAUGAUAAAGUACUAAGCCUAAACGAAGAACCACAUUUUAAUUCAUUAUUUGCACACUUUAUAUCAUUUGCAAGAGAAUUUGAUUUAUUAGACAAGAAAGAAUUACAGCCAUUACAAGAAUUAAUCGACAUUAUGCUCAAGAACGGUGUCAUAUCGUAA